Molecule: messenger RNA, 1832 nt
Organism: Brassicogethes aeneus
Lineage: Eukaryota; Metazoa; Arthropoda; Insecta; Coleoptera; Nitidulidae
Source: the annotation of a GenBank genome assembly
AUGACAAUUUAAAUAUUAAAAAUGUCAAACUAUGAAGACAAUUACUCAAAUAUUUACUGUCUAAGAUUUGAGUUUGGAAUACCGCUGGAAGAUUUGUUUCCUUGUGAUGAUGUCCAUUUUAAAUUAAAGACUUUAUUAUCUGAAUGUGUAGAGGCCAAAGAGAAAUCUGAAUUAAAAGUGGAAAGUAUUUUAAGGGACUCGCCUGUUAUACUGAAGGAAUGCUUUAAAUUGAAAUUCCUCCUUGAAAAUGAACUACAUAUUCAGAGGAGAUUUCAACCGAUUACGUACUUUUGGAUUAUAAGACACUUUUUGGGAAUUUUGCCACUUCCGAUUUUUGUUAAUUACGAAAAAUGGAAAAGUAUUGCAUCAAACUGUCAUCAAAUUUUAUCUUCGUUGAAGCCUUACGACCUCAAGAAACUUGAUGGAAAUAUUGCAGAGUCCCUAAAUCUGCUAUCAGAUGCCAAUAUUAUGUUUCUUGAUCUAUUCAGAGAAGUAUUCGCAAAACUUUGCGAAAACAGGUAUAGAAUAAGUAGAAGAUCUGCUUACAGUGUUGCCAAAUAUUUUGGUCCUUGUAUGUUUGUGCGUCCCUUUAGACCUGGAUAUGUCACCAAAGAAACCAAAGAGUUUUCCUCACUUUUAUUUUAUAUGCUUAUUAGGUGGAAGUUUAUUAAGCGAUGUUGCAGAAAUUUAGAUUUACUGUCUUUUAGAAGGGAAAAGUAUGAUGUUAAAUACAAAAUUAUACCUUUUAAUGUCAAUAAUAACUAUAUUAAGGAUGGUGAGUCUCAAACCAUUGCUAAUCAGGAAAAUAAUGAGUAUCUAAAAGAUAUUGGGUGUCAGACUAUCGAAUCACUGUCUUUAAAUGAUGAGGAAAAAGUGAACACGUUAAAACAAAAGUGUAGCUUGGCGUCAUUAAAAAGCAUCACCAAAAGAAUAAAGUCGACUUUUUUAUCAAACCAUGACGAUAUUGACCAGGACAAAUCUGAAGAUGAAGAUGUUUUGGAUUUUCAGGAUAAAUCUUAUGUCAACUUGGAUAUACUAAAGGACGACAUGGAUAAUAUAAAAGCAGUUGAUGUUAUUUUACCCCCACAAAAAAAUUGCUGUUGCUCCUAUGGUUCUCACUACGAAAAGAACAAAGAACCAAAAGUGACGAUAAAAAAAGACAUUGAUGAUGUCAGCAUAAAGUCGGUAUGUGAGACCAUAUACGAGGAUGAAGUUAGCUGCUUUACGACAGUAACAAUUCCGGAUAUAUCUGGAAACAUUAAUAGUUUGGAGGUUGAAGAUUUCGGGGAUAAACCACCUUCCAUAGGAUGGAUAAAACAAUCUCCAGCGCCUACUACGGACGGUUUUAUGUACGACGACUAUGACACCUUUAAAUGUGAAGAAUACAACCAAGUUGACUUGUACGAAGACGUGAAGUUUCUUGACCCGCUGUUUUCCAGCGAGAUUGCUCCAAGUCCAAAAUUGAGCGAAACGUUAUCAAAGAUUUCCAAAAUUGGUUGGACAUACACUCCACCAAACAAAUCUGAAAUAAAAGCUAAAUAUCAAACAUGCUUCGAAGAAUCAGAUAAGGAAGUAACUCAGAACAUCAUCGACUAUCCCAGUGAGUGCAACUCAGUGAAAAGCCGAAGCAGUUAUCUAAGUCUGAAAAAAAUAAAGGUGGGGGUUGAUUUUGUGAAAAAAAUAACACGUGGUUCGCCCUCCCACGUGGAUAACACCCCGUGCACAGUGAAGUACAAGAAACUACCGAAAUUCAAAUCAAGUACGUUUUAAUCAGUUCAUUUAUUGCUUUUAAUUUGUUAUUACAAUGUAACUUGAUUGAAAUAAAAUAUUAU